Heteronotia binoei (common prickly gecko) is the source of this 3404-nucleotide messenger RNA. It is a transcript of the gene TGFA, whose product is annotated as transforming growth factor alpha. The coding region runs from base 323 to 805 and encodes 160 amino acids. The transcript has 6 exons. NCBI's taxonomy places the organism in Eukaryota, Metazoa, Chordata, Lepidosauria, Squamata, Gekkonidae. Gene Ontology annotation, biological process: epidermal growth factor receptor signaling pathway; positive regulation of cell population proliferation; positive regulation of mitotic nuclear division. The record is from RefSeq and is a predicted model, not a curated record.
CUCCGCGCUCCGGAGCGCACCUUGAAACAGGCCGGCGCAGAGCGAGGAGCGGCGCUACUGCCCGGCUGUGCCCUCCGACCCGCGGCGUCUGGCUCGGCGCGCUACUCUGCCGUCCCGUGCGCCAGCAGGACGCAGGUGGUGGGAGCCGCACUCCCUCCUUCCCUCCCGCCAGCAUCUCUCUCGGCCGCCCCCUCUCUGCAGGAGCAGCGGCGAUUUCUCGGCCGGCGGGGCCGAGACGGGCAUGGUGGGCUGCGCCGGGGGCCAAGUGGCGGGCAGGUGAGUCGCUCCCUCCGCCCUGCUGAGCCCUCCGGCGGCCGGCAAGAUGGUCAGCGCCGUCGCCUCCGAGCUCGCCCUGCUCAGCCUCGGUAUUCUAUUAGUCCUGUGCCAUGCCUUGGAGAAUACAACAUUGGCCUUGAGUGGUCCCCCAGUGGCAGCGGCUGUCAGAUCUCAUUUUAACAGCUGUCCAGAUGCUCAUAGUCAGUUCUGCUUCCAUGGUACUUGCAGGUUCUUGGUGCAGGAGGAUAAACCCACUUGCCUUUGUCAUUCUGGGUUCAUGGGAACACGCUGUGAACAUGCAGAUCUCCUUGCAGUGGUAGCUGCUAACCAGAAGAAACAAACCAUAACUGCCUUGGUGGUGGUCUCAGUAGUAGCAUCAGCUGUACUUAUCAUGAUCUGCGUACUGAUACACUGCUGCAGAAUAAAGAAACGCUGUGAGUGGUGCAGGACUGUAGUCUGCAGGCAUGAAAAGCCCAAUGGGCUCCUGAAAGGAGGAACUUCCUGCUGCCACUCUGAGACAGUUGUCUGAUGGAGACCAGGGUCGUCUUGAGAUUCUUAUUGCUAUGUAUAGAUGGGACCACUGCAUAUCCUACAGGACAACUAAGAUAUUCCAGAGAAGAAUGUUUAAUAUGGACAAAACUCUUCUGGGCUUGGAAGGGUAUUGGCAAGCAGAUGCCAUACCUCUUUGGCUACUCUGUUUUAUAUAUUGUGCUUCUGGAACAUUGUCAAAGGGAAGUCAUUGUCCAUGUGACUUCACAGAAUGUCACACAUCAGACUAAAUGGUAUCCAAGUUACGAUGACCAAGGAAUCUCAAAUGACACUUUGAAUGAAGAAUACAAGCCGGUCAUAAGAGAACUGCACGUUGGACAGCUUCAUGUUUACGUAGCCAUAAGAAAUAUGCUUGGAGGGGGGGACUUAUACAAGGAAGGAAAUGUUGUACAGGUUGGGCUAGCUUUUUGUUUUCCAAGAGGCUUUAUGGAACAUCCUUGAAGGAUACGGAGCUUGGGUUCAUGCAUUUGUUACAUGUUUCCCUCAAAAGGAGGGACUAGCUAAAAUAUAGGUUAUUUUGAAAGAGCAAGAUGCUCAGUUUGAGAAGAUCAGUCUCUUUGCCUGGAAAUUUAUGUUUGCAUCCAUAAACUGCAAGAUGAAGUUUUCCCAGGGAACACAGAGCUUUAAGAACUUAAUAGUUCCAUGUUUUCCUAUUCUUUUUCAAAGGAGAAAACUUGGUGGGGUAAAACAGGAUUUUGAACAGUGUGACAUCAAAUCUUAUGCCUUUGCUUUCCUUUAGGAGUGUAAACUGUGUAUACAGAUGUAAACUUUCUCAGUUAGGUGCAUUAAUUGAUUCUAGGUCCUAUAGACAGGAGUGACUUGUGAAAGGACUCACAUGUUCAAUAUCUGCUGUUAAGAACUUAGGUAAGGUCUUUUAGAUCAGCUGAGUUCUGGAUGUAGGGUCUUUUGGUUUGUCCCAGCAUUGUCCAUCUGAUAGUAUGUUGGAACAGACACCAGACUGCUCUUCUCAUUACACUUUUGGUAAAGUACACCUACAGAUGUCUCUGUUCUAUAAAGUGCAUUGUCCACUGCUAAAUCGAUACAAAGCAAGCAUCUAGACACUAUGAGGACAAAUACUUCCAGCUUCCAAUUCAGAAUGUAAAAGUAACUACAGUACAAUCACUGCUUUGUUCUAAACUUUCCCAAACCAGAAAUGGUGUUUCUGAAUUAGCAGAACAGUCCUAAUUUUAAAAUACAUUAGUGGGAUCUUCCACUCUGAAAUCACGAGUUUUCUCCUAUUUUCUCCAGGUUAAAGGAAGAAUGUCAGCUUUGGAAAGGUUGCCAGUAAAAAUUAAUAGGUUUCUGUCUAGCUCAUUCAAAAGUCAUUCUGUUUCUAGAUUAUUUUAACUAACACUCCUAUUGAUAUGAACGUAUAUUCCUGUUGAGAACCAUACAAUGCUAUUAGAACAAAUCUUAUACAUAAUUUUUUUUUAAUUAAGGGCUGAAAAAUUGGCUUGUAAAUCCUUUUUGCUGUUGAUGGUCCAGUCCCUUUUGUUUUUCUUUGACCCACAUCUCAGUCUUUUACUUUGCCCAGAAGGAGAAGUGUCUCUUUAAAAGGAAGGGGAAGAUUUUUAAUAUUAUCCAAAAACUUCUUACCUGUUUUUUUGUAAUGACUUAUUAAACAAGACACAAAAGAAAAAUGCCUGUGAUUUUUUUGCACUGUUCUCAUCCCAUAGUGCUGUAAGAUCACUAAUAAAGAACAGUUCCCAUGCAUUGGAAGUCAAGAGGGGUGUGUCUCUCCAAAGGACUCCUUGGGAGCCCAAGAUGCUUAGAAAUUCUGGUUUUCUUCAGCAAAUAUUUAACCAUGGGUUGAAAUUCCAUUAAGUGCUCAAACAGAAAUAAUGCCAGAAUUUUUGUGUGUGAUCUCUUAAGAUGAACAUGGCAUGUUAUUCAGAUGGAUGUUUAAAACAAUGUUAAAUCUGUUAAAUUCCAUUUGGUGCUGAACAUCACCUGGUUGUCUGCGGGAAGGAAUAGGCAAGUGAUCUGCGUUAGGAAUAAACACAAUGCGAUUUAUAUGGAAGGCUGGUAUUGCUUCUGCCUCUAGAACUGGGUUCUCAUUGCCGCUCAGGACUCAGGAAAACAUUUGGAUGUGAGACUGCCUGUGGUUUCCUAGUAAACUGGUACUUCAUCUGAAGCUUGGUCAUUGUUUGGGGUUGGGUGUGUGUGAUCUUUAUGGAAUAGAAAAAGUCUGUCUUAAAUGUUCUGACAAGACCAAACUCAAACUCUCAUGAAUGGUGCCAAUUUUUUACAUUGGACACAAUUUUUAUUAUCCUCAAAGAUGAAUUUUAGCACUAGGACCCCUUUCCAGAUAGAGUACUGAUCUCUGUUAACACCCGUUCCAUUUUUCAUAAUCAAGUUUACUGUUUAUAACCAUCCUGAAGUUUUAUUUUUAGUCAAGGUUACACUUGUCUCUUCUGUAUAUGUUGCACUGAAAAAGUUAAUAUUUAAUGUUUUAAUUUAUUGUGUGGUUAAAUUAAUUUGAUUUAUGUUUAAAAAACCUGUUUGUGAUUGGCUGUUUUCUUCCUUAAUACGCUGAAUUAUAGUUAUUUAAAUGAGUGAAAUACAUUUUUUUCAUAAUA